Messenger RNA from Staurois parvus, 405 nucleotides. NCBI's taxonomy places the organism in Eukaryota, Metazoa, Chordata, Amphibia, Anura, Ranidae. The record is from the annotation of a GenBank genome assembly.
CCCCCCAGCAGGUUCUGGGCGUACAGACUCUCCUCGUGGGCCCCCCAGCAGGUUCUGGGCGUACAGACUCUCCUUUUGGGCCCCCCAGCAGGUUCUGGGCGUACAGACUCUCCUUGUGGGCCCCCCAGCAGGUUCUGGGUGUACAGACUCUCCUCGCGGGGCCCCCAGCAGGUUCUGGGUGUACAGACUCUCCUCGUGGUUCCCCCAGCAGGUUCUGGGUGUACAGACUCUCCUUGUGGGCCCCCCAGCAGGUUCUGGGUGUACAGACUCUCCUUGUGGUUCCCCCAGCAGGUUCUGGGUGUACAGACUCUCCUUGUGGGCCCCCCAGCAGGUUCUGGGCGUACAGACUCUCCUCGCGGGCCCCCCAGCAGGUUCUGGGCGUAUAGACUCUCCUCGUGGGUCCCC